Melozone crissalis (California towhee) is the source of this 4455-nucleotide messenger RNA. It is a transcript of the gene GPR107, whose product is annotated as G protein-coupled receptor 107. Gene Ontology annotation, cellular component: Golgi apparatus; clathrin-coated vesicle; membrane. Gene Ontology annotation, molecular function: clathrin heavy chain binding. The coding region runs from base 18 to 1685 and encodes 555 amino acids. The transcript is spliced from 18 exons. The record is from RefSeq and is a predicted model, not a curated record. Gene Ontology annotation, biological process: clathrin-dependent endocytosis. Lineage: Eukaryota; Metazoa; Chordata; Aves; Passeriformes; Passerellidae.
CUGACGCUGGAACAAAGAUGGCGGCCCGCGGCGCUGGGGCCGUGCUGGGGCUGCUGCUGCUGCUGCUGCUCCGCGCGGGCCCGGCCCGCGCCCGCGUCCACCACCUCACCCUCAAAGAUGAUGUGAGGCAGAAAGUGCACCUGAAUACCUUUGGUUUCUUCAAGGAUGGUUUCAUGAGUGUGAAUGUCAGCAACCUUUCCCUGAAUCCAGAACCAGGCCCUGAUGAGAAGGACAGUUUAUUAGUGGGGUUCAGCUUGGACCGAACAAGGAAUGAUGGUUUCUCCACUUACCUGGAUGAAGAAGUGGAUUAUUGUAUCUUGAACAAGACUCCAGAGCCAGAUGUCUCUGUUGUAAUUUUACUUUUGGACAUCCAACAUGAAGUUGUGAAAGUACAGUUCUCUUCAAAAGCUGCUUCUUUGUUACCUAAAAUUGUAUUUGUAUCUGAGGAAAAUGGUACUGCCUUAAAUACCAAGCUGCUAAAAACUUCUGAACUGAGCAGUGAUUCUGAUAGAAGUCCUCAAAAGACCAGUGAAAAUACAGGUAAUGAAGAUAAGGAGUCCAAACGAAGUACAACAUCCUCCAAGGACAUGAUAGAACAACAACAUCCUGUACACCAUGUGCAAGGAAUUUUUUCAUUUCAGUUCUAUUUUAACAUCAGCUCGGACAAACAAGAAGGUCUCUACAGCCUGUAUUUCCAUAAGUGUGUUCGUGAGAAAGGGCCAGCUAAUGAUCAGCAGCUGUUUAGUCUUGAUAUAGAUGUUACGGAAAAGAAUCCUGAAAGCUACCUCUCAGCAGGUGAAAUCCCACUGCCAAAACUUUACAUUUCCAUGGCUCUCUUCUUUUUCCUGUCUGGGACUGUAUGGAUCCACAUACUUCGGAAACGCAGAAAUGAUGUCUUUAAGAUCCACUGGCUCAUGGCAGCCCUUCCUUUCACCAAAUCCUUGUCCUUGGUCUUCCACGCGAUCGACUAUCACUACAUCUCCUCUCAGGGAUUCCCCAUCGAGGGCUGGGCUGUUGUUUAUUACAUCACUCACCUACUGAAGGGAGCUCUUCUGUUCAUCACUAUUGCCCUCAUUGGCACAGGCUGGGCUUUCAUUAAACACAUCCUGUCAGAUAAAGACAAAAAAAUUUUCAUGAUUGUCAUCCCACUUCAGGUGCUGGCAAACGUGGCCUACAUUAUCAUAGAGUCAACAGAGGAGGGGACAACUGAGUAUGGACUGUGGAAAGAAAUCCUUUUCCUGGUGGACUUGCUGUGCUGUGGAGCCAUCCUGUUCCCAGUGGUAUGGUCAAUAAGACAUUUGCAAGAGGCUUCAGCAACAGAUGGGAAAGCUGCCAUUAACCUAGCAAAGCUGAAGCUCUUCAGACAUUACUAUGUCAUGAUUGUGUGUUACAUUUACUUCACACGGAUCAUUGCAAUUCUCAUAAAGAUUGCUGUUCCAUUCCAGUGGAAAUGGCUGUACCAGCUGCUGGAUGAAAUGGCCACACUGGUGUUCUUUGUCCUCACUGGGUACAAGUUCCGUCCAGCAUCAGACAACCCUUACCUACAGCUCUCUCAGGAUGAUGAGGAUGACUUGGAGAUGGAAGCUGUGGUGACGACUUCAGGAGUAAUGGAGGGCAUGAAGAAAGUCAAGAAAGUGGUGAAUGGUUCAGCAGAGCCUCAGGGCGAAUGGGAGAGCACAGCAUGAUGGACUGGACUAAGGCAGCACUUUCAGAGAAACUUUUUUAAUUUAUUAAUAUUACUCUCAGUGGAAAGGGAGCAACUUGCACUCCCCACCACUGAAACUGCAGAGUGGGGUGUGUCUAGGGAGAGCAAAGCAGUGCAGAAAUAUAACUAUUCCUUUGAUCAUAAGAAAAUGGGAUCUCCUGGUACCUGCAAGGAGCCUGAAGCUUUCCUAGGGAUUUUGGGUAGCUUUUUUUCCCCCUUUCUGGAUCGGUUCUUUAUUCUGAAUUGUUGUGUUCUUCAGAAUGUGUAAUACUAAUGUGAAGAGGGAUCUUCAGUGUGUAUGUAAAGAAUAUAUUUUAUAUAAUGCUCAUAUAUAUGCACACACACACACACUUGCUUUGUAACAUGAAUGCUGGGACUUGCAAAGCCUGUCAGAAGGUGGGAAAAGAAGAUAAAGACAUGUAAGUAUUUUUUUUUCUUUUUAUAAACUCUCCUUUUGGCUUGGAUGGAACAUUGCAAAACAAAUGGAUGGGAACAACUGCAGUUAUUUGAGAGACUGAAGGGUAUUGGAUCAGAUGACUUCUGCCACUGCUCAUGCAAGUGUGAAAGGUGAUAAGUAUCUUCUUGUCUUAUCCCUGCAGGUGUCCACCUGAAUGUGUCAGGUUUUCAGAUGUGUUGCUAUACAGGAAAUGAGUGACUGUUCUCCAUUAAAGCACUAAGCCCAUAGUGCAAUAAGUGUUUAUGUACAUUGUCCACUGUCCAUGGAGUUGCUCUUGACUCACCCCCACCUGACAAGAAGUACACAAGAGGUGUAAGACUCAUGGUUGCUUUUUAGGGGUCUGCCUAAAUGUUUACUUUCAAGCUGUGACCCAGAGCUUCAUAAAAUAUUUUCAAGGUAUUUCAAAAGUCACUCCUUUCUAGCACAGUGUAAACAGUAUCAGACUCUCCAGUGGAAAUCUGUCUAGCCAUUUUACUGCACCAUAAAUCUCUGGUUCACAGUUACCCUGAGUUACUGGGCCUCUCUGGAUGGCUACUUGCACCUCUCUGGCUGUGUAGGAUUAAUAACACUGCUGUUUUGGGUGAGCUGAACUGGUCAAAGUAGUAUUGCCACCAAAAACAGUAACUCCUAGUCCUAUUUUUUUUUUUUUUUUUUUGGCAGGAGAGGAAAAGAUUAUGACCAGAACCUUGAUGCAGAGGAAUAUGGAAUCCUUCACUGUUAGCUGCAGUCUUGCAGUGGAGUCUUUACAGACGCGUUCCAAAAUGCCUCAAGUGUUUUCUCUGUAGUCCCUGGGGUUGUCAGUGGGGCAGUUGGUGUCCAGAGCUGUACUAGUGAAAAUGGGUGCUCAUUUGGGAGAGGAUGGAAGUGGCUCCCUGGUGGAAUGAGGAUUAGCUUUAACAAAAAUAAAUCAGCUCUUAAGUCAUUGACCCACUGCAGCCUUGAUAUUCAUGCAGAGACAUUUUGCCAUGUGGUGCUGUGGAGCCAAGAGCUUCUGCCAGGGUGUCAGGAGAGGCAUCAGCAGAGCUCUGGAUGUGCCAGCAUUGCUUACAGACUCAUUCAGGAAUUGGUUUUGUGGAGGGACUGCAUUUCUGGGCACACCUGAUGAGAGGACUGUUAGCCUAAAGUUGAUUUUAUUCUUCAAGCUGAGGAGGAUUUCCUCCAGAAUCUUGAACCACUUCCUCACUCCUGAGCAGGGAUUGUGGAGCUCUUGGUGAGCUGUCUGUAGCAAGCCUUGCUCGUUGAGAAGCAGCAUCCCUUUCUUCCAUUGCCAAUUCUUUUCCCAGGUGUUGGUUCCAUGCACCAUGGAGGUGGUAGAAACAAAUCUACCUGCUUUGAUACCUGGAGCUGCUUUCUCUUCAGAUAAAGCACAAGAAGAAGAGCAUUUGUCUCUAGCUGCAGAAUCUUCCUCUGAUUUCCUCCUCAGCUGUAACUUCACAGUUAUCACAGCAGUGAUGGUUCCACUUUGCUGUCAUUGCAUUGCAGUGAGAGUUUUAGUGAGAAGAGAUCCUGUACCAAGCAAAGGCUGUUUGGUGACCUAUGGGCCUUUAGGCCUCCUGGAGGAAGAAAUCUACAUAUUUAGCCUGAAAUGUGAGAAAUUGGACCAUCAACAAACACAGGCAGUGCCAGCUCUUACAUGUAAAUGCAAUACCUGGAAAACUCAUCCUCUGCAGUUCCUCUGUCCCUUGUCCUGCAUCCAAAGGGCUGCUCAGACAGGCUGUAAAGCUUGUUCAGAGAAGCUCUGAAGACUUGAAGUGUGUUGGCACUGAGGUAUGUAAGGGAUGAGGAUGUGCUGUCAGGAACAAAGUGCAUCUGGACAAGGCCAUUCUAGAGCCUGUUAAUCCUUUUCUGAGCGAGAUGUGAAAUUGUCAGAGGUGUGCCAUUUCACCCAGAACCACGAGGGUUGUGCUGUGAUCCCAGGGAAUGCUGAGCUGCUUCCAGACAGCUGCCUGUUCCAUACCUCAGCAUCAGGGGAGCUGACAACUUGACAAGUGCUGUUACCUUAGUCUCAGGUUUCUUUUGGUUUUUUUUAAUAUGCACUUUUUUUACUAAAGUUGCAUAUGGUGUAGGUUUAUCUGCCAAGUCUCUGGCUCAGCAGUCAAAGGCCAGAAAAAUGGGUCAUUUCUUUUUGUCUUGGCAGGAAAGGCCACAGCAGUAUUAUGAAAUUUCAUUUUUUUACAAGAGCUUUUUCCAAGUUCAGCCCUGAGCUUCAGCAGUCAGCUCCACAACCACCUUCUGCUGGUGUUUUACACAGGAUGCCAAGCAGCAGGAAAUGGUCAGACCUGAGCAUUAGGAA